AUGGCGUUCGUCUCACCUCAUGCAGGCAAAACGAAAGGGUGUCGAAACCCGAACCCCUUGCUGAUCCUGAUGUUGCUGAGUCACGUUAUCUUUCCCACUCAGUGCGAGCUCUUCACGGCGCUGGUGGAUCUGCGGCGCCUGCUGGUGUCCGAGCGGCGAGCCGGAGACGCCUUGCACCGGUACCUGGCCCGAGAAGCGCGUCGGCUGGACCGUUACGAAGGACUUCACCGCAGGCUGGAGUGCCUCGAAGAGCAGGACACGUCGGUGGACCGUUACCUCUUGACAACGGAACUAGCGCGGUCUUGGACCUCAACGAUCCAGGACGCCAUCAGGGAGUCGCUAAAGAACGCCCGGGCCCUCCGGCUCCAGAAACUCCUGUCCUGGCCGACUGAAGAGGACCUGACCGGAGCCGCUGUGGGACUCUGCCGUCUUCAGCACACCUACCGGCUCAGCGUGGCACAGAUGGCGGACCUGAAGAGUCCGUCUCUGAAUGCUUCCGCACACGACCGGAUGGAAGUAGCAGCCAGGUGCUUCAAGUCGGGCGACGUGAAGAGCGCCGUCGGCUGGUGGACGUCCAGUCUCGAUGUGCUGGAGGAAGAAGAACAGCCCACCGAAGACUGGGACAACGUCCUGAGGUCCCUCAUGACGACCACCCUCAGGUUCAGAAACAAAACGACCAUCCUUAACCUGCUGUCUGCGUAUGACUUUGGAGCGUCGAAGGAAGAGCGUGCAAGACUGGUGGACCUGGCCCAGAAGGACCCACAGCUCGAGCAUUCGCCAGUCGGGGACGAUGCAGCAUCCUUCUCGCAGCUCUGCGACUCGGAGUUUCCUAGCGCGGGCCACCUCCGCUGCAAGCUGGCCACCAACGAAAACCAUCCGCUCUUGCUUCUGCAGCCACUCAAGCUGGAGGUGCUCUCGGAAGACCCCAGGAUUGUCCUGGUACACGACUUCGUCGGCGCCAGGGAACGCAGGAUGAUUCGCGAUCUCGCCUACCCCAUUCUGUACAGGGCCACGGUCCACAUGGAAGCGGGUCAAGCCCCCUCUACGUACCGAAUCAGUAAGGCUGCCUGGCUCAGCGACCACCACCAUCCCGUCGUAAAGAAACUAUCGCGCCGCAUUGCCGCUGCCACGGGUCUGUCCACCUCAAGCGCGGAACACUUACAAGUGGUGAACUACGGCGUCGGAGGACACUAUUCCCCGCACUUCGACUUCUCCACCAAGGACAAGCCACUAAGAGGCUGGGAAACGUUUGCGGGUCAACGCCAGGCCACCUGGCUCGUGUAUUUGUCCUCCGUCGAGAGAGGAGGCGCCACACUGUUCAAGCGCCUCCGUGUCAGGGUUCAGCCCGAGGCCGGGAUGGCCCUGUUCUGGCACAACCUGCCUCCCGGAAGCACCAAUAGCCUUCCGUCCUGCUGCGUACACAGGAGCGUAGGCGACGAGCGGACCGAGCACGGAGCGUGUCCAGUUCUGGUCGGGUCUAAGUGGAUCGCUACAAAGUGGAUUCACGAGGCUGGCCAGGCCCGGAUUCGUUACGAUUGGCCUGGUUAG
Ixodes scapularis (black-legged tick) is the source of this 1548-nucleotide messenger RNA. RefSeq names its product prolyl 4-hydroxylase subunit alpha-2-like. Gene Ontology annotation, molecular function: protein binding; procollagen-proline 4-dioxygenase activity; L-ascorbic acid binding. Bases 1 to 1548 code for a protein of 515 amino acids. Gene Ontology annotation, biological process: peptidyl-proline hydroxylation to 4-hydroxy-L-proline. Gene Ontology annotation, cellular component: endoplasmic reticulum. The record is from RefSeq and is a predicted model, not a curated record. The transcript is spliced from 5 exons. NCBI's taxonomy places the organism in Eukaryota, Metazoa, Arthropoda, Arachnida, Ixodida, Ixodidae.